Clunio marinus is the source of this 204-nucleotide messenger RNA. The record is from the annotation of a GenBank genome assembly. NCBI's taxonomy places the organism in Eukaryota, Metazoa, Arthropoda, Insecta, Diptera, Chironomidae.
AUGGGAUUUCAAGAAAAGCAUAAUCAAGAGAGUUGCAAAGAAAAUAGAUGUGAAUUGCUUGCCAUUUUAAUGGAUUUCUUUUCGACAUUUUCACUUGAAUCUAGGUAUAAUCUUCAAUUACGAAAUACCCCAGAAAUUUUUUCAAAUGAACUUCACGGGUCGUGCGGUCAUCUCAAGAAAUCACAAACCUUAACAAAUUCCUAA